AUGUCUCCGGACAAUGGCAAGGGGCUUGCGGCAAUACCCGACAACCCGUCGUUCACCAACAGCGGUGCUGGUACACCUAUGGACGUAGACAGCGAGUUCCUCCACGAUCGCCCGGGUGGCAGGCCCGUGUCGACCUCGAUAAACGACCUCCCCGACGAGAUCCAGCACAUUACGGCCGAAAUCAUGCCUCUGAGCGUCGUUCUCAUGAGACUCGCGCAGUGGACCCAUGUAUCUUUGCAAGACCAAGUUGGGCACCUCGCGUCAAAGCCUCUUCCCCAAAACAUGGCCAACGGCAACGCCAACUACAGCCCCACAUCGGCCGAAGAUGCUUCGCCUGAGAGCUUGGACAAGAAACAGACGCUCCUCACCUGGGCCAUGGAUAUCCAUACGAGAUGGACCAAGCUCUUGGUUAUCACGGAAUGGAGCAAGCGAUCCGAGCAUGUUGGGCGACUCAUUGACAUGAAAAAUCAUCUACAGAUGAGUCUUGAGCGGUACGGCUUCCUGUUUUGGGACUUGGUCAAAGUCAAAAAUCAUCUUCGAUGGGCCACAGUGGCCAGCCCCGACCUCAAGACGGCGCUCGAGGUGUUGAGUUCUGGCGAGGCAUCCUGGAUGCCGGAACUCAGCUUUAUAGCACCACCCCCAAUAUCGCUCGAAGAGAGGGAAUCUUGGAUGGACAACAUCAAUACUCUGCUCAGCGUGCGGCUGAGCUUUGACGAGCACGAAAGACUACCGCUACAGUUCAGGGACUAUACUGUCGGUUCCGGGAGAGUCACUUUUAUGGUCAAGGACGAAUUUGAAGUCGACUUGACGAUUGGCGACGAGGAUUUCGAAAAGCAGUUUUGGUUCAUCGACUUUAGGUUUGGCUUCGGUCCUGCGCCAGUUGAGAUCUCUGAGCGAGUGCGGCAGUUCCUCGAGCACAAAGUCAAUCUGGUUUUGGGAAACGAAGGCCUUGCUGGUUGCUACAGAUACCUCCACGAGUUUGUCUUGACGCAGAAAAUCGGCGAGUUCCGUCGCCAGGCAGUUGAGCUCAGUAUGGGCAGGUGGAUUGACGCCAUAAAAGUGGAGAGGCUCAAUCGCGCGCUAGCAAUACAAUACUGGCUGAACCGGCCACAUUCCCAGGGCUCCAAGAGCUGGAUCAUCAUCGGGGUAUAUAGCGGUAACGGCUUUAAUGGGCUUAAGGACUUGAAAACUGCUAGUUGGCUGCAGCUACGGUGGUUUCGCGACAAUAAGGAGGUCAAGGACUUCGAUAUUCCCUGGGAUCUUGGCGCGAUAUCCGUCGAGGCAUUGUUGACGACAGUCAUUGCGAGACACGUCGAAUUCUUACUCACGGCCAUCUACAAGAAGCUCGCGAUCAAGCCACGCUUUGCACGGAGGCAAGCGAGCAUGGCCUUGCAGAUCUCGAAAGACGAGCCCUUGAAUUCAAGUCUGACGUUGCAGCUAUUUGACGACGAGAACGCCACAAUUCGGAUCGACCCUGUGACGGGAUCCUUCACCUUGUUUCCUCAAUGCUACACCAUUCUCGACGGCCAGCACAGGCUCAACUCGAGCCCAAGUCCGGCAGACGAUGGCCCAGUUGCUCUAGAGCAGCUCAGGUGGAACUAUACGUUGAAGGAUUUCAACAGCCGAGCCAAGAGCCUCGGGUGGACUACCAUGAGACCCCCGAUCCCGAGCGAUGACCUAAAGAGCAUUGUGUACUCGGGCACUGCAACUCCGACCAUGCGAGAACCGUAUAUUCCGGUGUGGCUGAGAAAGGCCGGCUGGAGCCCGCAGUGGUUUUUGAUGUUGAGCUUGAGCUUGGGUGGGGACCAGUGGUGGUUGGUUGAACUGUCUGGCCAGAAGCCCGGGCUGUUGACGGGCCGCCUAAAGAUGUUCAUCAAGAUGCCCAUGUCAUCAAGCCAACUGAGUUUGUCAGAUACCUUCUUCCAGAACCUUGCCGUGUAUGCUACCGGCAUGAUAUCCCAGCUUACGGACCUUCGCGAACUCCAUUCUAAGAAGAUGGCCCACACGGCUCGGGAGUCAACGAGCUACAAUCUCUUCUCCCAAGUCAAGAUCCCGACUCUAUACGUCCGGCUAUCAGACAUGCUCCGUUCUAGAACAGAUUCGGCAAGGGAGCCACCCACACCUUGGGCAAGAGACUUUAUUCCGAUUAAUUUUAAGGGGAUUCAGAAUACGUCGGACACCCAGGAUGCCGCCCCCUCCAUGCCAAGGCAAGAUGUACGAGUCAAGAUCAUUGCAGAAGCUCGACUUGCUGUCACCAACAAGGAAAAAUUCAAAUUCCUCAAAGGGAACGUCGACCACGACGUGGUAUACAAUCCGCGCAUUGGCCAGUUCUCUCUGCGGUUGCGAGCCGACAUGGGCACGCCCGUGGUCAACCUGCUCUCGACCCGAAUUCAAGCUCUGGAGCGUUUGGUCGAUUUUGUACAAGCCAUCAGCAAGGCUGGUAAGAACGCUGUCCCAGAAAGCGUCACUCUCCGCGAGGUUGUCUUCACCUAUUGCAGCAGCCCUCCUCAAACAUCUCCCCCACCACCAAUAGGCGGCACCUCCGCACAACAACAGCAGUCGCUGCCACCGCGAGCUUGGAGAGUGCGGCUUGAUCUUGCUAAGGAAAAGGAUCAGCUAGUGAGUGUCGCGCUUGAGAGGGGCAAUCCGCACCUCCGAGUGCUCGACUUUUUGACCGUGUUAGCAAACUCGCCAAACUUUGAGAGCUUGCCCCUCUGUCUCCUCUUCACCUUGCCUUUGUACCGAGGUCUUGAGAAGGUUGAAAACGCAUGGGAGCCCAUUGUCUCGAACAACGAGGGGUCUUGUCAAAUCUUCCCUAGGUCGGUGACCUCGGUGACAAUUCGAUAUACCUUGCUAGGAACUCCUGGCUCCCUCCGCCAACUGAACAUUGAGUUGCAAGUAGCUAAGCGAAAAGGAAAGACCAUGUGGCACGUCUUUCGCUCUGCCGGUGGCGGUGGCAUUGGCGCCAGAGACCGUAACGACGAGUUUGACAAGGUGUUGCAGCAACGGGUCUGGUCCGCUCGCGGCAUCGGUUUUAAGGGAUUGGUGACGAGCGCUGCCGCAGACCCGGAAAAGGGCAUAGAAGCCCUUCUCGAUCUCAUUGAUGAGUCCGUCCGAUCUCUGGUUGGCACACCCAUGCCGCCGGCGCCUCCAAUUCAUCAACAAACUCAAGUUCAUGGAGGACACGAGGCGGUGGCCGCAACGGCAGCGGCUUCAGCUCCUAUUCCCCAGGCAAACAUGGCAGGCAACUGGCUUUUGCAGCAGCAGCACCAACAACAGCAGCAGCAGCACCAACAACAACGCCAGUCGCUAGCCCAAGCCAGUGCUCAACACCACCAGCAGCAACAACAUCAUCAACGGCCUGGCGGGAACGGUGGCGGAGGCACUAUACCCGGAGGCAAUAGUAACGCGCCUCUCAUCCUCGACUAA
Molecule: messenger RNA, 3429 nt
Organism: Lasiosphaeria miniovina
Lineage: Eukaryota; Fungi; Ascomycota; Sordariomycetes; Sordariales; Lasiosphaeriaceae
Product: mediator complex subunit MED14-domain-containing protein
Exons: 3
Coding region: 1-3429 (1142 amino acids)
Biological process (GO): regulation of transcription by RNA polymerase II
Cellular component (GO): mediator complex; core mediator complex
Molecular function (GO): transcription coregulator activity
Source: RefSeq, a predicted model, not a curated record